Tachysurus vachellii is the source of this 1946-nucleotide messenger RNA. It is a transcript of the gene myoz1a, whose product is annotated as myozenin 1a. The record is from RefSeq and is a predicted model, not a curated record. Gene Ontology annotation, cellular component: actin cytoskeleton; Z disc. The coding region runs from base 184 to 1134 and encodes 316 amino acids. The transcript is spliced from 6 exons. Gene Ontology annotation, molecular function: FATZ binding; telethonin binding; actin binding. Lineage: Eukaryota; Metazoa; Chordata; Actinopteri; Siluriformes; Bagridae.
CUGCCCUCCUCUACAACUUGCUAUCCAAGUCCUGACUGGAUUUUGCACUCCCCAAGAUCUUAGUCCAGUCACAGGUCAGCAACACCCUGGGAUUUACAACCUUUUGAUUAAGUCCGAAUCAGAAGUUUUGCGUCUUCCUCUUGAGACCACUUCUGUACAGGAGUUUAAAACCCGUUUGGAGUCAUGCCGCUCGCUGGAACACCUGCCCCUCCCAACAAGAGGAAAAGAACUUCUAAAAUCAUCACUGACCUGUCACAUAUCACUCAAAACGAGUAUGACUCAGAGCCCGAAGCCUCCGAGUUUGACUUGGGGACGAAGAUCAGUACACCCAAAGAUUUAAUGCUGGAAGAACUGUCCCUGCUCAAUAACAAAGGCUCCAAGAUGUUCAAAAUGAGGCAGCUGCGUGUGGCGAAGUUCAUCUACGAGAACAACCCUGACGUCUUCAACGAUGACUCUAUGGAUAACUUCCAGAAGUUUGUCCCUGGCAUUGGGGGCCAAAUGGUGGAUGUUGGUGGACAUCUGGUUGGUGCACGUCUUGUUGGGGGACAGAUAGUUGGUGGACAGAUAAUUGGAGGUGGGCAUGCACCUGUGCCUCCUCCCAAACCAGGAAGCUGGGGUACAGGGGCAGGAAGUAGAGUUGGUGUAGGAGGAACAGCUGGCAGAGUGGGCGCAGGGGCAGGCGAGAGUGCCAGCUCAUCAGCUGAUGGCUCACAGAGUGCAGAAAGUGCAAAGGCUGCUGCUUUAGCAAAGGAGAAGAAAAGUAAGGAAUAUGUGAAGAUAUAUGUAUCACCCUGGGAAAAGGCCAUGAAGGGCAAUGCAGAGCUUGUAUCUACUAUGAAAGCCUACAUGCCUGGACCCUGUGCUUAUAAAGACCUGCCUAAAUACAAGAGUUUUAACAGGUCAGCCAUGCCUUAUGGUGGGUUUGAGAAAGCUUCUCAGCUGAUGACCUUCCAGCUGCCAGAUGUCCAGGCAACAGCAGAGGAGCUGGAGCCUGCAAUAGUGUACCACCAUGACAUACACUCAAGACCCUCCUUUAACCGCACUCCUAUCGGCUGGGUGGGCAGCGGAGACACAAGCAACAUCCACCUCCAGGUUGAUACUAUGCCAUUUGAUGGGGAGACUGACGAGCUGUGAGGAACGAACAUCUUAGACCUUCAAAAAGUGCAAUCUAUAGUCACUCCCCAUACCUGCUUUGCAGUUCUUCUAAUUCAGCUGCUCUGUUUCUUUUUCUUUCUUUCUUUCUUUCUUUCUUUCUUUCUUUCUUUCUUUCUUUCUUUCUUUCUUUCUUUCUUUCUCUCUCUUUCUCUCUCUCUCUCUCACACACACACACACAGUGCUUCCAUGUAUGUAAUUUCAGUACAAUAUAUUUUUAAUAUAUGCUUCAUAUUCAGUGGAUCGCUGUGUGUGAAAUCAGUCUUGAUCUGUGUCCAUGUGUCCUGAUCCAUGCACUGUUCAAAUUGGGAUACUAAAUAGGUUCAAUAGGGUUCAUGCAUGCCCUUGUUCAAAUAGGUUGUGAGACUGAAAAUUUGUUAGUAAAGAAAAUGUAUGAACAGCCAACAAAAUAUUUAAUGCUAAAAUCAUCAAUCUACAAUCUUAGAGUCUUAAAGUACCAAUUUGACCGAAGUCAGUGGUCCGUCUGUGCCUUUUACAUACAAAAUCCUAUUAUGCAAAUGCGACCCAAUGAGAUUUAUAUGUGAAUAAGUGAGUUGCCAAAUGAUCACUUGAGAAAUGUUAGUUAUCGACUAACCAUCACUGGAACUUGGAAAAUAUUUAAUUAAAAUGUACUUUAAAAGCUGUUUAAUUAAAUGAAAGACAUAUUGGCUUGAUGAUGAUGAUGAUGAUGAUGAUGAUGUGAGUAUGCAACAUGUUUACCUAUUGUUGUUUGGCAUGUUGAUAAAAUGAAUAAUAAGAGUUUAACAUAACCCCUUAAUAAAUAUUUAAAAGCC